UCUUCAUGCCUGACACUAAAUGGGCAGUAUAGUAGCAAAGCAAGUCUUUGCUUUAUUGUUUAAUAAAAGCAAGUGGUAAAGUACCAUUUUUUAUAAAUGCCUUUUUAGGUUUUAGGUCCCCUGUUUUUUCAUGCCUUGAUUUCUUGUCCCUGCCGUGCCUCUCCUUGAUGGUUUUGAGGAUUUAGCAUCCUCAUCCCCCCAGUAAGAUGGCUUCAGCGAUCCUCUUUCCCUUGGCUUUGAAAUCUGGUGGUUUUCCUUUAGAAGCAAGCGACUAUUCCGCUAUAUUUGGACUUCCGUGGACUUCGUUGCAUUUCAAACUUCUAUUUGGAUUGGGUAUCUGUGGAUUUCAGAGUAAGAAUGGGACACAAGAGUUCUCAUCUUCCUGCUGCCUUGUUCUUUGCCAUUUUUGUUUGUUCUUCUCUUUGUGGAUCAAAAGACUUGAAAACGAAAAGGGGGAGAAAUCAAGCAGGCAUCCUGGUACAGCGGCAUCUCUUCGAUUGGUUGUUGGACAAAACCAUUUUGCACCCCCGAGUUAGUUGAAGACAACUGUUGAUUUAUGGCUCCAAAGGUGAGAGUUUGCAUCCUUAAAUUCGUAGUAAUGCAUUCCUCGUAGCUGCUGUAUUUUGAAUGAGUUUUGAUGUAUUUAGAGUGUAAGUAUUCGCUGGCAUUUCUGUUUCCACAGGGGAAAUUAUUUGACUGGUCUUGACAAAGGGGAUUUGGACACACUUUUUGUGUUCCCAUUCGUAUUUCGUCUUGAAUACUUGCCAUAUUUUCUAAUUAACACUUGUACAAAGUAAUGCUUUUCCCAAAAUCUUUUGUAGUUUUGACUUGUCUUCUAGUCCAUUGGGUGUUUUGCCAUGUGAAUGAGUUUUCUAAAUAAUUUGGCAGCAAGCUUCUCCUUCUUUGUAGACUUGGGAUAACAAGUGUUUAAUAUAAAGGCUUUGAACCUUCUCUUUUUUUUUUUGUCCCAUCUUCUCGUGGCAAAGAAGGCUUUGAACCUUCUUUUAAAUGUUUGUGGCAGAAAAGCAGGUGAGAAAUUUUGACAUGAUGAAAACACUCUGUUCUUUCUUCACGUGACAAAGAAGGCUUUGAACCUUCUUUUAGCUGUUUAUUCAAAAAAUGGGAAAUUUCCUUUCUUUCCUUUUUGUCUUGUAGUAGUCUUUGGUCAAGAGUUGUGUUUGAAAAACUUUUCUUCUUGUGGAGUUGGACCAAGCAGGAGUCGGUCAAGGGGAGCAAAAGUUGCAUUUUACUUCUUUUCCCUUGUUUAUUUUGUCCACAAAUGCAUCUGUUUUCUCAUUGGACCGCAAAGAAUGACUUUCAUUAGACCUUGAUUGGAACUUCAUGGGGUGGUCUAGGCCACCCCGAAGAAAUUCAUGGGAUUCUAGCAGCGGCGAGGAGCGGAGCUCUUUUGCGUUUUUGUUCUCUUCAUAUUUAGACAGAAAGAAAACAUGUGGCUGCUGCCAUUUUUUUCUUUGGACUGCUUUGUGUUGUUUUUGCAGGUAUAGAAGAGUAGUCGGACUAUCAUUUAAGAAACCUUCCCUGCAUAAAAAACCUUUUCCGGCAGUUUUCUUGUAUAAACUGAAGGUUACUAGUUCUGAGUGUUUGGUUAUGCACCCUUUUUCUUUACUUCCAUCUGCAACACAACAUUGAACUAGAGAAAUAAAAAUAAAUUAACAGAACUUAUUUCAUACCUGGUAAUGAAUGUUCUUCUUUUUGAUCUUGACUCGAAUGCACGAAUGAUUGGUCUCUUUGUUCUCUUUUCUGGCAGCAGUUCGUUGCCUUUUGAUAUUUCUCUCAAAGUUGCUUUUAUUUUCUGCAGAGUUUCCCCUUCCUUUUUUUGUCUGUUUUACUUGCUGCAGGUGAUGCCUAUUUAUAGGUGUCCCAAGAAAGCUCUAGAAUUUGUUACGUGGGGAAGAUGGAGGUUCUAACCUCUUGUCACUUUCCCUUAACUUCUCCCACUAACUAUGCAGUUUUUUUUUAUGCCUUGCAAAAAAAUCGGCUUUGCACAGUUUCCUCCCCCUUUUGUAGGAAGACAU
This is a messenger RNA of Malus domestica (apple), 2036 nucleotides long. The record is from RefSeq and is a predicted model, not a curated record. Lineage: Eukaryota; Viridiplantae; Streptophyta; Magnoliopsida; Rosales; Rosaceae.